AUGGUUCUUUACCACGUGUUCAGCUCAACAGAACACUUAACGCGAUCUAAAAAAGCUGGUGGAUUGUUCAAUAAUGCAGUUUCCGUCCCGCAAGCCUUUUCACCUACAGCUUUGGAUUCCUUUAUUAAAACGCGGACUUUGAAUAUUUCAACGACGCAUGCCCCAUUAAAGGAGAUAAUAGACAGAAGUUAUGACCAAACAGAUCCCGGCCUAAAGCAAAGCCAACCCGAAGUUGCUUUAAAAGAAGAAUGCCAAGAAAAUAGUUCCCUUUUGGGUAAGUUUUAUCAAGUGUUUUAUCGCGUAAGAUUAAGAUUUAAGAUUUCAGCUUAAGCUAAGAUUUUCUAGUAAAAUUAAAUUCAUAAAAUCAUACUAAAAAAUCUUUACAGAUAUUUUCCAACAAAAUGCAUUUAAGGAAGCACGCGCUGCCAAAGAUGGUCGCACAUGGAGGUUCGACUAGCUGUAUUGAAUUUUACAAUCAGAAAAUAUAUAAUCAUUGUUCAUUUUUGUCAGCUGGACCUAUACCUCUGGAUUUGUCAAUACCAAAAAUGGAUGAUAUUGAGAGGCAAAUUUCUCGGGAUUUUGACGGCUGGGUCAGCAAUGGC
Messenger RNA from Porites evermanni, 602 nucleotides. The record is from the annotation of a GenBank genome assembly. Lineage: Eukaryota; Metazoa; Cnidaria; Anthozoa; Scleractinia; Poritidae.